AUGUCUACGGUCACGCCAAAAGUUGAAGGAAAAAAACGCAAGCUUCUCCAUCAUGAUAAUAUCAAUCCUCACGUCCGACGUGUGAAAUAUGCUGUCCGCGGAGCAUUAGCCAUUCGUGCAGAAGACUUAAAAACGGCUAUUGCUAAACAUGGACGUAACGGCUUUACGUUCAAGAAGGUAGUCAAUUGUAAUAUCGGUAAUCCACAACAACUCGAGCAAAAGCCGAUCACUUUCUUUCGCCAGGUCGCUUCGUUGAUAGAUUAUCCGGACCUACUUCUCCCCGAGAAUCAAUCCAAGGUUGAAGCUUUGUAUCCUCCAGAUGCGAUCGAACGUGCACGUAGACUGCUGAAACAGAUAGGAGCUAUCGGCGCAUAUUCUCAUUCACAGGGCAUAGAAUCUAUUCGCAAGGAUGUUGCCGAGUUCAUAGAAGAACGUGAUGGCUAUCCUGCAGACCCCAACUUGAUCUUCCUAACGCAAGGUGCCUCACAAGGCAUUCAGAACGUCCUCCAACUGAUAAUCUCUCAUUCCAACGUUGGCGUCAUGAUUCCCAUACCACAGUACCCUCUUUAUACCGCUACACUCGCUCUGUACAACGGGAAACCGGUACCCUACUACCUCAACGAGGAACAGGACUGGGGUCUAGACAUCGCAGAACUCACAUCCUCUCUCGCUCAAGCAAGAUCAAAAGGAGUCGAAGUUCGCGCACUUGUUAUACUUAAUCCUGGUAAUCCAACGGGACAAUGCCUCAGCGAGCAAAACAUGAAAGAGAUUAUAGAGUUCUGUUCUCAGGAAAAACUUAUCUUGUUGGCUGAUGAAGUGUAUCAGGCAAACGUAUACUAUCCGAGUCAGAGACCUUUCCAUUCAUUCAAAAAGAUUCUCAAAUCCAUGGGACCGAAAUAUAAUGAUUUCGAAUUGUUUUCAUUCCAUUCGAUAUCAAAAGGUCUGAUCGGAGAGUGCGGAAGGAGGGGAGGCUAUUUUGAGUGUACGGGAAUAGAUCCAAAGGUGGUGGAUGAAUUAUACAAAAUUGCAAGUGUGAAUCUGUGUCCUAACGUGCACGGUCAAGUGAUGGUUGAUUUGAUGGUCAAACCGCCAAAGAGUGGAGAUCCGAGCUAUGAAUUGUAUGAGAAAGAGUGUAAAAAUAUUUACGAGAGUCUGAAGAGGAGAAGCGCAAAGUUGUGUGAUGUGUUUAACUCUAUGGAGGGUGUUACCUGUAAUCCGGCCCAGGGAGCCAUGUAUCUUUUCCCACAAAUCAAGUUACCCCAAAAGGCCAUCGAAGCCGCCAAGUCAUCCGGCCAAAAACCAGACGAGUUUUACUGUUUAGCGAUGCUUGAUGCCACGGGUGUCUGUGUUGUACCUGGAUCAGGAUUCGGACAGAAAGAUAACACCUGGCAUUUUCGAAGUACUUUCUUACCCCCAGAAGAACUUUUUGACGAAUUUUGUGGUUUAUUAACAAAGUUUCACAAAGAGUUUAUGGACAAAUAUCGCGACUAA
Messenger RNA from Paraglomus occultum, 1491 nucleotides. The record is from the annotation of a GenBank genome assembly. Lineage: Eukaryota; Fungi; Glomeromycota; Glomeromycetes; Paraglomerales; Paraglomeraceae.